Colletotrichum godetiae is the source of this 861-nucleotide messenger RNA. Its product is annotated as glutathione S-transferase. Gene Ontology annotation, cellular component: cytoplasm. NCBI's taxonomy places the organism in Eukaryota, Fungi, Ascomycota, Sordariomycetes, Glomerellales, Glomerellaceae. Bases 1 to 861 code for a protein of 286 amino acids. The record is from RefSeq and is a predicted model, not a curated record. The transcript is spliced from 2 exons.
AUGGAUACGCCAGUCAAAGGCCAGCUUCAUAUCGUGCUAUAUCGAGGAUUCCCAGUUUCUAAUACCUAUGUGUGGUCACCGUUUGUCACAAAGCUUGAAGCGCGCCUUCGAUUCGCCAAGCUCCAGUUCUGCAUCGACCAAGGUUCAAUGAGCAAAUCACCCCGUGGUAAAAUACCCUACAUCGAGAUCACCCACCCCAAUCAAGAUCAACCAACGACCUUGAGUGAUACUAGUCUCAUCAUUCAACGACUCAUCGACAAUGACGUUUGCCCAGACCUGAACGAAUCCCUUUCACCAGUCGUCAGGGCUCAAGAUGCUGCCAUCCGCGCCCUUCUCGAGGAUAAGCUAGCCUUCUACCAAAGCUCAGAGAGAUGGCACGAUAACUACGAAACCAUGCGUUCAGGUGUAAUGGGGGCAAUCCCAUGGCCAAUUCAACCCCUCAUUGGUCUCCUUGCCUAUCGUGGCGUGACUCGGACUCUUUAUGGCCAAGGCACUGGUCGUUUCUCCAGCGAAGAGCUUGCAGGAUUCCGGCGGGAUAUUUGGGGGCAUGUUAACGCACUUUUGAGCGAGGCUCGCCUUACAGCUCCUGACAUUCGAACCCCAUUUUGGGUUUUGGGUGGCAAGAGUCCCUCUGAGGCGGAUGCGACUGUCUUUGGCUUCAUUGCCUCAGGCCUGGGGUGUGCAGCGUGGGUCCCACCAUUCCAGUGCGAUGCUGUGCACGAAGAACUGACUAACAUGUUUGAUAAUAGGGCUCCGGAUAGCAAAGGUGUCAUCAUGAGUUUCCCUACUUUGGUCGACUAUGCGAAGAGAAUCCAUAACGUCUAUUUUGAGGAAUAUUCUUUAUGGGACGAAGAUGCGUGA